Molecule: messenger RNA, 3979 nt
Organism: Stegodyphus dumicola
Lineage: Eukaryota; Metazoa; Arthropoda; Arachnida; Araneae; Eresidae
Product: epithelial sodium channel subunit beta-like
Biological process (GO): sodium ion transmembrane transport
Cellular component (GO): plasma membrane
Molecular function (GO): ligand-gated sodium channel activity
Source: RefSeq, a predicted model, not a curated record
CUAAUGCGUAAGCGUUUUGGAACAUGAAGUUCUUCAAGAAUGAAAUUUCUUAAGCCGCAUUUUUUAGUCGUUUUUCUCUCCUUGAGAUUAAAUAUAGUUAAAAAGUCAUUUACUGUGCAUUUCAAUUUAUUAACCGUGUUUUAUCGUUCGAGCAACUGUAUUUAGAUUUCUGUAAGCAAAUAUGUACGACACAGACAUUCCGGCUCAGAGGGCACCAACACCUUAUCCCGUUUUCAGGAAAAAAAAACCGAAAUCUGAAAGCGAGAAGGAAAAUGAAAUUGCCGAGUACUGCAAGGAAAUGCUGCAGAAAUCCAUGCUGACGGGUGUACCGCAAAUAGUUACGGCUCCCACCACUCGAAGCAAAGUUUUUAAGACAUUUGUAUUUUUGGGAAGCAUAACUGGGUUUUUAUAUCAAACGUCAGCUUUCUUGGUGAUGUAUUUCGCUUAUCCUACUUUGGUAGACGUGCAGGUUACAACACCUCCUUAUGUAGAUGUGCCUUCGAUAACAGUCUGCAAUAGAAAUGGGUUACGAAGAAACGAGUACUGUCGCUUGAAACCAAAUAAUUGUGAACCUGUUACCAAUGUUCCAAAGUUCUGCAGCAGUUAUCCUAUAUUUUGUGCAAAUGGAACAAUAAAAGGAAGCAAUAUGUUUCCACGUGAGUUUGCUAUGAUAGAUGAAGCAAGUGCGACUCAAGAAAUUAUGGAAAAACUUGGACAUAAUUCUUACCCUUUGAUAUCUUCUUGUAAUUUCGGAGAUGUAAACGUAACUUUCGACUACUGCAAGAACACCACAUUCACACCGUUUAUGUUCCAAGAUCUUUAUGGAAAGAUGAAAAAAUGCUAUAUAAUUAAUGCAAGAUGGACUAAAUCCUCUCUAAAUCUACCUAUGGUACCCACAAGAGCAGUGUUAAGGCUCAUUCUGGACUUGGAACCGGAAGAAUAUUUCCGUAUAGGACGCCCCGUGGCAGGGCAAUUAGCCAUACAUUCUCCAUGGAAUAUUCUUAAUCCGUUCAAUGAAGGAUUCACAGUGAAGCCAAGAAAAACGUACAUCAUGCAAAUUAAAGAGAAUAUCAAGAACUUGCUGCCCUGGCCUUAUCAGACUAACUGUACAGAUUACAUCAAAAAAUGGGAAAUUAGAGGAAGAAAUGGACCUCUCUCCAAACAGAUGUGUGUUGAAGAGUGUAUACUGAAUCAGACCAUGAAUUCAUGCAGCUGCGUACUAACUAAUAAUCUUUAUCCUCAUAAUUUUAACUUCUGUGCAGAAGCUACGGAUUAUUGCACAAGGCAAGUAAACUACACACAUUGCUUUGUAAAGUGCAGCCCAGAAUGCCACACACGGGACUUCGAGUAUACACUAAGGGAAGAAGACAUUGAAUUGGAGAUAGAAAACCACACCGAAAGAAAAAUAAAUUGGAAUAAGACGGUAGAGAUACUUAUCUUAUUUAAACGAACUCAAGUAAACGUUUAUAGAUACAGAGCUAAGUAUGAAAGCAUUGAAUUAUUUAGUUUCCUGGGAGGUUUUGUGGGCAUAUGGCUCGGAGUUUCUCUCAUAGCUCUGUUAGACUUUAUGGAAUCUUUAGCAACUUUUUUCGUUUUCUUGGUGGAUCGAUUCAAGGCAUCGCCCAGAAUAUCCAAUAUUCGUUCAGCUAUUGGUUCUCGCCUUCGCAGCAACUCAAUCUUCUCCACCGAUUCCACACCAUGGGCAAGACCACACAUUCCUCACCAUAACAACAAUCUGAGAGUUAGCUUUGAUCACAGAAACUCUGUCAUUCCAUGAAUCACUACUUUCUCAUGGAUAAAUUAGUGGAGUAAAUUAAAUGAAGACCACAGAUUAAUGUAAAAUAUCGUGUCUAAGCAACAUCUGGUUGAAAUAUAUUACGGUGUCUAAUUCUUUAAUAAUGAUUUCGUCUUCUUGUAUACAGUUGCUAUGAAGCACUACUUGCAUCCACAGAUUCGUUAUACAGUUGGAUAAUAGAAUAUUUUAAUGCACUUUUACAUCACGUUACAAUGCAUUAUGCUUUUCAUAAUGCUGUUGCCCGUCGUUUCCAGUCAGUCGCUGCCAUUGCCAGUUAGUGGAGGUAAAGUUAAUGAUACGUGAUUGUGCAGCGAGAAGCGGUCGACCGAAUGUCGGUUGCCUUCUGUGUAACUGGUCGAUUCUUAUACCUUCUUGAUGUAAAGUUGAAAAGUUAGAACAUUUAGGCAAGAUUCUAAACGUUAAAAUAAUUUAAAGCUAAUGAAUGAUAUGUUAAGACAUUUUUAAUUAUUUAACAUUAGAGAUAUGUUAUAUAUUUGAUAUUUUGUUUUUAUAAACUUACACAACUUCUUUUGUUAAAAUUUUCAUAGCUCACUACUGAUUCUGACUGCUGUUGAAUGGUGGGGUACCUUAAUUUUUCAGGCUACAGUGUUCGAAAUACAUUGCAUUUAUUCAGUUAGAAUAAUAAAAAUGUAAGAAAAAAAUUCAAUUUAUGCUGAAUUGAUCGCUUAUCUGUCUUUAGCAUCAGGCAGAUUUUACUUUAUAAAGCUUUCCUUUUAGACACAUUUUAUUGUACGUAUUACUAAUAGUUACUAUAUGUACUCCAUUAAGAUAUACUCUUAUAUAUAAUGAAAAGCAUUAAUUUCAUCAUUUUAUAUGUGUUCAGCAAAGGAGUUUCACAAAUAUAAUAAAAUAAAAUGCUUUUCGCAAUUAUUUUUUCAGUAAUCGUAACAUAUUGCUUAAACCAAUGGUCUCAAACUAGUUGUCAGAGAGUAUAUUUUAGUUACGUGUUUCCUGCAGUACAGUAUCAGAAACAUUUCAAGAUUUUAAUUAUUUGAAGUCCGAGUUUACGUUAUUUUCAUUUUCAUUAAAAACAAAUAUGAAUAGCGCAUAACAAAAUCUGUAAAUUGAAAUAACUAAUUUACAACGAGAUAUAAAUCUUAUACAAAGAUUUGAAGAUACAAUUUGAUUGACUUUUAUUCGUACAUGUCAAAAAAUAGUAAAUACGCCGAGUUGCAAAUUUUUCUACUUAGAAUAAUCGCUUUUGUUGGGAAUGCAUUUAUAUAUGAACAGCAUUUUUUUAUAGUUGAAAAUUAAUAAGAAAAGAACCCGAUUGAUCGAUAAGCAUCUACAGUCUGUGAUAAUAAAAUCAAAUUUUAUAUUUACAUACAAAAUUUAUAAUUAUGUACGAACAAAGAUAUGCAUUUUUAAUUUACGUAUCGAUGGAAAAUUUAAUAAAUAAGAGAAAGAGACUAAGCUAUCAUUAUCUAUUCUCACGUUUGUCCUACUUAAACGUUUUCUCUGAAAGAUUAGAAAACUUUCAUAUUUUGCUUAUUUUUAGUUUAAAUAAAAGUAAGUUAUUUAAUUAUUAGGUAAACAUAUUAGAAUUAUUUGAAAUAAAUAUCAGUAAAAAAUAUUAAUUUUAAUGUGUUUGAAUUACAAAGUAUAAACAGCAGAAUAGUCUUGCAAGUACCAAAUACCGUAUUUGCCGGCGUAUACGAAGCACCGUCCUAUAAGACGCACUCCCUUUUUCGUACACAUUUUUUAAGGAUAAAACUUUAUUUCUGGUCCUUAUAAUGAAUUUACAGUAUUUUAAGUAUAAUGUAAUACACAUACAAAGUAAUACUUUUUGAAAAUACUCAAUUUAUCUGGGAAAGAACACCUUUUAAUCUCCUUCGUCAAAACACACGCUCAUAUCCAGAGCUGAAUGAAGACUCACUUGAAACCUCUUCUAAAUCAGCAUCUGAGUCCUCGUACAAAUUGUCCUCUGUACCAUCCAGUGCAUACUAAUGCCACACUUCUUAAAUGAUUUAACAACUGUGUAUAUUUUCACAGCAUCUCAUGAAGCUUUGACCCAUUGACAAACGACGUAUCGACGCAAUAAGUAUCGACGUAUAAGACGCAGUAUUGGCGUAUAAGACGCACCUAUUUUGAAAGGAAAAAAGUGCGUCUUAUACGCCGGCAAAUAUGGUAAAUAUAGGAAAAAAUAGAAAAAGAAAAUAAAUA